AUGGGCGUUGGUCGUUGUGUUGUCUACGCGAUGCUCGUGGUUCUGCUUCACAUUCGUCCUCUGGCUGGAGCUGAAGCUGAAGCUCGCCUCGUCAACAUACGCACAUCCUCUCUGCUUGCUUCGUUCGGCGCGUUUUUCGUCCUUCACGAUAGCCUCUCUUUUCUCUUCUGCCCAUCUGCGCAGCAGGCAGCGCCCUGUUUUCCCUUCGUUUUCCCGCUUUUGAUUCUCCACGCUGUUUUCACGAUGCCGAUUCGCCGUGGAGCGCCACGCGCGGCGAAGCUGGCCAUUACUGCGAGGCUUGGGGCUGACGAUGAGCAGAGGAAAGUCAAGGUCGUUACGGACCAGCACGUCAUCGACAAGCCUUCACCCGUGGCAGAGUUUCCCAUGCGGCAAUGGAGCUUGCGGCUUCACCUUGUAGACGAGGACGGCAAUGAGCGGCCCGCCGACGUCUUCACCAAGGUUGUCUACAACCUGCACCCCACAUUCGAGAACCCCGUCCAGACCUUCACCAAGCCCCCCUUCAUCUGCUCCAACGAGGGCUGGGGCGAGUUUGAGAUUGGCAUCGACCUCUACACCACGGAAAAGACCAAGCUGGCCCCCAUCAUCCACGAUCUCAACUUCCAAAAGGAAAAGUACGAGGUCACCCACACCGUCGUCUUCAAGAACCCUUCCCAGGCGCUCCAGGAGAGGCUCCGCGAGACUGGGCCCCUGCCUUCCGACGAGGAGCGGCCUAAGAAGAAGGGCCUCGUCAGCAAAAAGGGCGCUCAAAAGUACGACUACGAGAAGAUUGCCGAGGCCCUGGAGAAGCUCGAGGAGGAGGACCUGCUGCGCGUCAUCCAGCUGAUUAACGAGAACAAGGGCCCGGAUACGUAUAUCCGAAGCGAUGUGGAAGCUGGCGAAUUCUCCAUCGAUCUGUACACCAUGCCGGAUGCGUUGACAACGAAGCUCUGGGAGCACCUGUCCAAGAAGGGUCUUGUCGCCUAG
Messenger RNA from Trichoderma aggressivum f. europaeum, 984 nucleotides. RefSeq lists its product as uncharacterized. Bases 1 to 984 code for a protein of 327 amino acids. Gene Ontology annotation, biological process: regulation of transcription by RNA polymerase II; chromatin remodeling. NCBI's taxonomy places the organism in Eukaryota, Fungi, Ascomycota, Sordariomycetes, Hypocreales, Hypocreaceae. The record is from RefSeq and is a predicted model, not a curated record. Gene Ontology annotation, cellular component: transcription factor TFIID complex; transcription factor TFIIF complex; Ino80 complex. Gene Ontology annotation, molecular function: histone binding. The transcript is spliced from 5 exons.